AUUUUCUUGAUUUUGCGAAAAACAAAACGCCAUGCUUGUCGGUGUAACGCGUCGCAAUUGAUUCAUGCGCCCAGCCUUGUUUUACGAUGUGAACAUCCGCUUUGCGUCUUCGUCUCUAGCCACUGUUACCGACUCACCUGCUCAUCUUAUCGCUGCCUUUCAACAUGCGCUGCUCAAACAUCGCACAAACCUUUCGGCUGCAGCACAGGGGCUUUUCUUCGUAGUGGCGCAUUUGCUGUGUACCUAACGUGUGUGUAUAUAUACUCAGGCACCAGCUCCUCUUCGCCAAACACCAGAGCACGCAUCGCCUUUGUCGAUACCAUUGGCUACAUUGUGCGAGCGUCGCAAGCAUUGGCAUCCCGCACGCCAACACCUCCACGUCUCGCUGGAUAUACAUUUGACACUGGAGCACACGAAGAGAGAUGGAACCUUAUUCGCUUUCUUGGUCGUCUCAGAAUGGCACGUUGCGCUUUCCACAGGCCCUCAUUCAGCUGCUAAGGACAUGGCUCGCUGGACCGACCCACGAUCAAGAAUCGCAGACCACCACUGACUUCACUUUUUGGCAAACUAUAAGAAAUACAGCCUCCCACCUGAUCUCCCUUCUAAACCCUUUCGUAUAUCGCGGCGACUUGAUAACCUCGACUGUCGUGGGAAUGGUCAAGUUGACGGCACUGUGUGGCAUAGGAUCUGCGCUUUGGAUAGGUGCCCAACGAAGCAAGAGAAAGGAAUCUGCUCUCCCAGCUGUUGACUCACAGCAUAUGUCCGACACCGCUGUUGACGAUGCCGUCACGAACGACCCUGGUCUGUUGAAGAAGCAUUCCAGUAUCAAGUCCUACACAGUACCAAUUUCUGGUUUCACUUAUCCCAAAAUCCGUACAUUUUACCGGCCACAUCCUCAAGAUGCUAAACUUCCAAGAGAACCACGUCCCAUCCCACUAUUGGUGUUCGUUCAUGGCCUCGGAGGCUCUAUUGCGCAAUUCAACCCCAUUCUGCUCAGUCUCUCCAAUGUUGCUUCAUGUCUGGCUAUCGACCUGCCAGGUUGUGGCCUUUCCUCCUUCGAGCCUAAGGCGUGGGAUGCGUACACCACAGAUGCUUUGGUGCAACUUCUUGCUGUCGCGAUCGAAGACCAUCGUGCUGUCCACGAAGACCAGACUGUCAUUCUCGUCGGCCACAGCAUGGGCUGCUCACUCGCCGCGCUGCUAGCCUCCCCAUCGUCUCCACAUGCACAUCUUCUCUCACAACACGUCAGUGGGCUCAUUGCCAUCUGUCCCAAGGCUGAUCCGCCUACGAAAGAGCAAGUGAAGACAUUGCACCGAGUCACGUAUCUGCCAGCUUUUCUGUUCGAUUUGUUUAGAAGGUGGGAUCGAAGAGGUGGUCUCAAUAGUGGAAGCGUGCAACGCAUGACAGGACCAGAUGCGGAGGAAGAGACGAAAAAGCUUCAACUUCGAUUCAAUCAGCAAAGUCGGACCGCAGUCUGGCAGCGUAUGGCGCGCGGCAUGUGUCCUAACUAUCUCAACAGCCCUCCCACUGGCGGCCUUCCGGGAAGGCAGACGUGGUCAGGAUUGGACAUUCCUGUCUUCCUUGCUGGCGGAGAAGCUGAUCAAGUCACACCAGCUUCGAACGUGAAGCGCAUCGUUGAUUUUCUCGGAAGAGACGUAUCCGCUAUCCAACCUCCCAGCGAAAAGGCUAGCUUGCCCAUUGCAGCCGCACCUUUUGAUCCAGCAUUGGUCGACUCGACGAUGUCGCAACGGCAACACCAAGACUCAGGCAUUGACGCUAACGACUUGCCUAAACUCGACAACAAUGCCGAUGCCUUGGACACUACCGAUGAUGAAGGGUUUGUCCAAAUCGACGGCGACACAACUGACGACGUGACCACCAUCACUCAAGUACCAACUGAAGUUGACACUGCGACGACUACUUCCACAACGCGAUCAGCUCAUCAACGUCGGCUUGUCGUCAAGACAGCAAUCAUGCCCAAACCCGCAGCUCACUCCUUACUAUUCGCACCAUCAACAUCACGCAUCAUCUCCGGCCUAAUCGGCAGCUUCCUCGCCGACCACAUCGACCCUCGCCUCUCUCUCGCAUGGCAACUCCAAUACCUAUCCACAGAAGGAAAAUGGGACGUCAAAAACCUGGAGAAAUGGAAAGCCGUCCAGCCCGUCUCCCCACCCAUCGCAAACGUCUUCCGCGCCAUGAAAACGCUCCGCGAAGUCGACGAAAAACACACCCCCACCGUCGUCGCCGCAGAAUGGGCAGGAAAACUCUGCGCCAUCAUCGACAUCUCACACGACAACCCCGUCUACGAUCCCAAGGGCCUCGAGGACGGAGGGAUCGCGUACUACAAGUUCCCCACUGUGUCCAAGCAGCCGCCGCUGAAAGACGAGGUGCAGGCUUUCAUCGCGUUGGUGGAUAAAAUCCGCGCUGAGGGCAAGCAGGGACUUGUUGGUGUGCAUUGUCAUUAUGGGUUUAAUCGCACGGGCUUCUUCCUCGUGUGCUAUCUUAUUGAGUGCCUGGGAUAUCGCGCUCAGGAUGCUAUUGAUGCGUUUCAGCAGGCGAGGGCCCCGGGUGUGCGGCAUUCGCAUUUUAUUGAUGAAUUGCAUGUUCGGUAUUGUCGGGGGUUGCGGAAGGCACCGACGCUUUGAGCGUGUUCGCUUGAGGGGCUGGUCUGGUUGGGUUGUUUCUUGGUUGUUGGAGGCGUUUGGGUUUAAUCGCAUGGCAUUUUUAUUCCCCUUUCAUCUCCUUGGUCGUUUAGCAUGAGAUUCGCAUUUGGCGUUUAUCCUGGCUGUUGAACUCACGCAGAGAUUGAUCGUUAUCUUCGAACGGAAAUACAACAUCACAAGAUAUUGUCGGAACAACGAGGUUAUAAAUUGUAGUACAUAGGCUCCCGUUCUUCAUACCUGCCUCACAGGUACACUGUUCUUUUUUUCAUCGCAAAUACCAAGGCAACAAACGUUGCAGCUAGCUACUGUUCAAUAUUAUACUUGACCUUGUC
Messenger RNA from Dothidotthia symphoricarpi CBS 119687, 2995 nucleotides. RefSeq lists its product as uncharacterized. The coding region runs from base 423 to 2645 and encodes 740 amino acids. The transcript has 2 exons. Gene Ontology annotation, molecular function: protein tyrosine/serine/threonine phosphatase activity. The record is from RefSeq and is a predicted model, not a curated record. Lineage: Eukaryota; Fungi; Ascomycota; Dothideomycetes; Pleosporales; Dothidotthiaceae. Gene Ontology annotation, biological process: protein dephosphorylation.